Capsicum annuum is the source of this 234-nucleotide messenger RNA. Its product is annotated as immediate early response 3-interacting protein 1-like. Bases 1 to 234 code for a protein of 77 amino acids. The record is from RefSeq and is a predicted model, not a curated record. The transcript has a single exon. Gene Ontology annotation, cellular component: endoplasmic reticulum membrane; Golgi membrane; COPII-coated ER to Golgi transport vesicle. NCBI's taxonomy places the organism in Eukaryota, Viridiplantae, Streptophyta, Magnoliopsida, Solanales, Solanaceae. Gene Ontology annotation, biological process: endoplasmic reticulum to Golgi vesicle-mediated transport.
AUGGGUUUGUGGACACUUCUCGAGGGUUUUAUGCUUAUUCCAAAUGCUCUCACUGUACUAAAUGAAGAUCGAUUUCUUAGUCCUAGAGGAUGGAGCUUUGAGGAAUAUUCUGGGGUCAAGAGAAAUUCAUUCAAUGGGAAAAUUCUUGGACUUAUUUAUGCAGCACAGUAUCUAAGAGUUAUUCUAAUACUCCUUAACACCUUAUUCAUUGUUAUAAAGUUGGUAUCCGGAUGA